This is a messenger RNA of Micropterus salmoides (largemouth bass), 3935 nucleotides long. RefSeq names its product adenosine A2b receptor (gene adora2b). Gene Ontology annotation, cellular component: membrane. The coding region runs from base 495 to 1547 and encodes 350 amino acids. The record is from RefSeq and is a predicted model, not a curated record. Gene Ontology annotation, biological process: adenylate cyclase-activating G protein-coupled receptor signaling pathway; vasodilation; G protein-coupled adenosine receptor signaling pathway. Lineage: Eukaryota; Metazoa; Chordata; Actinopteri; Centrarchiformes; Centrarchidae. The transcript has 3 exons. Gene Ontology annotation, molecular function: G protein-coupled adenosine receptor activity.
UGUGCAGCGCCGUACAAAUAAGACAGCAUUUACAUUGAGUGGAAAGCACGUGGAAGCGUCGUUAAUUGGCGCGUAAUUACGCAGCGCGGGCCGGUGACGCUCGUUUGGGAUUCCACCCCUAUAGUGCUACUAUGUGUGUGUGUGUUUUGGGCGUGGCUUCUCUGUGAAAUUGAGUUUUUCCCUCUAUCUUUCUUGCGUUUCUCUCUUCACUUCAAAACUGCUGUAGGGGGGGGAAGUAGUGUUACAGUCUACCUGCGCUACAGAUCCACAGAUGCCGCUUAAAGGCUCCACAGAUAGGUCGCUGUUGAUGUGAAAACAUCCAGAGACGAUGUACAGGUUCAUUAAGAUGCCUGGUUCUGCUGCUCAUACUUGUGGAAUAUUCUUGGAUUACAGCAGAACGACUUUACUCCUCUGGGACUAGAAGCUGUGUUGUGGGUGACCGUCUUCUCUGUGAACAGCCUGCAGGUUUUAGUCCUUUAACACACUUUGCUGAGAUGAAUGAGUUCUACAUCGCGAUUGAAGUAGUAAUUGCUCUUCUCUCCAUAUCCGGCAACAUACUGGUUUGCUGGGCUGUCGCGAUCAACACCACUUUAAAAAACGCCACCAACUAUUUUCUGGUGUCUCUGGCUGUGGCUGACAUUCUGGUCGGUUGCCUCGCCAUCCCGUUUGCCAUAACCAUCAGCAUCGGCAUAGAUCUGGACUUUUAUGGAUGCCUUUUUCUGGCAUGUUUUGUCUUGGUACUGACACAAAGCUCCAUCUUCAGCCUUCUUGCUAUUGCUAUCGAUAGAUAUCUGGCCGUCAAAAUUCCUCUGAGGUACAAGGAGUUGAUGACGGGAAAGACCGCCAGAGAGAUAAUUGCUAUUUUAUGGAUCCUCUCCUUUGUCAUUGGCCUCAUCCCCUUCUUUGGCUGGAACUUAAAGUACACCAGCUGCAAAAACAGCAGCUCUGCGGAGAACAACACUUUAAACCCUGGCCUCAUGGAGGGGCUGAGGGGCGGAGGAGACUUGCUACGGAGCUGCAAGCUCAAGUGCUUCUUUGAGAGUGUGGUAGACAUGCACUACAUGGUCUACUUUAAUUUCUUUGUGUGCGUGCUGCUGCCGCUGCUCAUCAUGCUGGGCAUCUACAUGAAGAUCUUCACUGUGGCCAGGAAACAGCUGAGACAGAUCGAGCUCAAAUGCGUGGGCAACGGGGACAGCCAUAACCACGGGCUGCUGCAGAAGGAGAUCCGGGCCGCCAAAUCCCUCUCCAUCAUAGUGGGACUGUUCGCCAUCUGCUGGCUGCCUGUCCACAUCCUCAACUGCCUCACGCUGUUUUACAGGGAGCUGGAUAAGCCGGCGGUUGUCAUGUAUGUGGCCAUAAUUCUGUCUCAUGCCAACUCCGCGGUCAACCCCAUCAUCUACGCUUACCGCAUCCAGGACUUCAGGAACACCUUCCGCAAGAUCCUGGCCCAACACGUCCUGUGCCGCAAGGAGGAGCUGUACCGUAGCUCCAACGGCAGUAGACGCAACAGAGACCAGAUCCACAUGACCGUCGACCCUCUGCUAUAGAGAGAGUCGUGACAGAGGCGGAGUAUUAUUUCUGUCAACUCUGUUGUUUCAGUCUUGAAUUUUAUUUCACUGAGGUUAAUAAUGUUUACAGAACAAGGGUGUGAUAUGUGAAGACGGACUGACGUCGAAUACGCCUUGAAUGUGGACAUUUAUUUAUGAAUUGUGCCAGAGUAUCAGGGGUCAAGCAGUGAAAUGUUGAAUGACGGGUCUUACAGAACUUUUGUAUUGUGAAGGAAUUGUGAUUUUAAAAAAACAUGUUGAAGCUAACUGGAUUUGUAGGACUGUGAACAGGAUCCAAACUUUGCUACAUUCUAAAAUGACAUUUAUCAUUCUGAAGCCAACCGGAUUGUCAACACUCAGUGCCAGUCUUUAUUAAUUUAUUUAUUACAGGACCUUUUCGUUGAGAAUGUAAAAAUCAAAAAGCUUUGUGUGGCUAGAUUUCUAUUAAUGGACCUAUGGAGGUACAAGAGUAGUAGUCUACAUCUGUGGUUAUCUUUGGCUCGUGACCUUAAAAAUGAAUUCCUACUCAUAACCUUCACAGGCUCAACCUACAGAAAGAAUUUCCUUUUGUCAGUACAAUACUUUUGUAUGGCAGAAAUGUUCUUGAGCUGCUGCUUCAACUAAGUGCCAGUGUUUGCAUGUUCCUCUUGCUGCAGUGGUGACUCCUCCAAAAACAUCUGUGUACAGGGACACAGCAGUUCACAGACAGGGACUCUCGUAGAACUAAAUUAUAAGAAAAGGGGUAAAAUGCAAGAAAAACAAGAAAAGAUAAAUGCGUUUUCUAAACCAUGAAUCAGCUUUCAUAGCCACAGGGGUCAUUAUCCUGACCCCUGUGGCUAAUGUGUUUUUGUAGCUACUAGAUGAACAGUGUGAUUUCACUCAGUCACGCAGACCCACACAGAAGAAAUACUUUAGCAAAAUGGUGGUGCUUCAUAUCAUUUCCAUAUUAACAAGACAAAAGCUCAGGAAGUGGGAAACCGGUUGUACCCUUUUAUAGAAAUAUGGCAUCUGCACAGAGCAUUUUCAGCUGCCUUGUUUUUAGCCAGAAGACGUUCUAUAAGUAGACAAGCCAAUGUCAAAUUUGAUGCAAAUCAAUGCAAUUUACAUUAUUAUUAAUCAUCAAGCGUCUGGUACACAUGUAUUUAGUGGCUUGUAUAACAUAAAGCAUCACUACUUUGAUUCAGUUGGGUGUAUGAGAAUAUCAGUGUCCAGCUGAUUACCCAUCUCCCCUCAGACACAGUCUCAGCUGGGAUCCUGAGGCUCUCAUCUGCCCAGUUAGGACAGUCAGUCCUCCACAAGCUGCUGAAGUACUGACUGAACUGAGAUGAGCGGUUUAAUUUGAGGAAACAAUACAGUUUUAAGGAUGAAAUCUCUUUUAAAAAUUUUAAUAAAUUGUUGCACUGACUACUAGUGAGCCAACGCUCCUUACUCUUGCGUGCAAAUAUAUGCGAUUAAUAGACAUCCCAGUCCCCCUCCCCCAAAAAACAGCAAAAGCAGGUAACUCUAAUGAAAUGUUCCCGGAGAGGCAAAAUCUUUGCACUUGAUGGUGCUCGUAUGCAGCAUUAUAGUUUGGCAGUGCUGCUUUCCACAGAGUCAAGCCUUAAAGCACCUGAUGCUUGAUGCACCUCAUGAGGGGUGUGGUGGUUAGCACUGUUGUGCAAGUUCCUGCUGAGCUUAAUAAACUGAAGGAGCGAGAGCUGAUGAAUCACAAAAAAGGGUAUUUUAAGGUGAAUUUAAUCAGAGCAAAGCAGAGUUCGGUUUGGAGUGUCACCCGCGAGCUAUCAGUAAACACAUUGCACUGACAUUUCAGAUCAUUUCCCGUAUGGUGUGCUUCGUUGGUGGUGUUGAACCAUGUUGUAUUGGUGUUUAGCAAGUGUUUCUAAGUUGAGCACUCGCCUCCACUGCUUCACUAUCUCCCUCGUUUGCCGUUGUGUCUAGUGUGCCACCUUCAAGGGCUAAAAUCCAGGAGUGUGCGAAAGUUUUAGUACAUUCCAAUGGAGACAUCUAUACUGUAACUGCACUGUAACGUUGUAUUAUCUUUGUUGACUGUAAAAAUAAGUACUGUAGUUGUCCGGCUUUCUACAAGCUAUUGAUUGAUGUCAAACUAUUGCCUUCAUUUGCGAUUUAAAGGUAAGACGGACAAUAAGUUGAUCUAGUUCAACAUUCCUGCCUUUCAUUCCGAAGUACCAAUCUGUCAGUGUGCUAUAGUGUUGUUACUAAUCAGGAAAAACAUCCACUGUGGUCCAGCUGAUGUUCAACCUUUCCAGAGGCUAUAUGUUCUUUCAUUAAACAAAACUACACCUGCAAACUGAUAACUGCUAUUUAACAUGAUGCAAACUGUAUGUAUGGUGAAUUAUUUUGUUAAUAAAGGCAAUGUUUAUAUUGUUA